AUGUACGGGUUUUCCGGAAAAACGUCGUUUGCCUGUCCCCGCAACUACGAACCCGUCUGCGGCACCAACGGCGUGACCUACCCCAACGAGUGCUCCCUCUGCAAGGAAAUCUUCCGUAACCGAGCCCUGGACAAGAAGCACGAUGGAAGAUGUGUCAAGCUCGACUGUACUGGCUUCCUGAGAUCAGGCAACGGCGCUGCUAUCCCCUGCACCAUGGACUACACUCCCAUCUGCGGCACCAACGGAGUUACCUACAGAAACAAGUGCCACUUCUGCAGCGCCGUGGCGAAUGGACUGGACGUCAACCUGCGCAACAUGGGAGAAUGCUUCCAGCAAGGAGAGCAGAUUGACUGCGGCCAACAGAAGGGCGGCAACCUCAUCUGCACCUCCGAGUACAACCCGAUUUGCGGCUCUGACGGCAGAACUUACGGAAACAAGUGCCAGUUCUGCAACGCAGUUUCGCGGAGCCGGGGUCUGUUCGUCAGACACCGUGGUGAAUGCUGA
Charadrius vociferus (killdeer) is the source of this 504-nucleotide messenger RNA. Its product is annotated as double-headed protease inhibitor, submandibular gland-like. Gene Ontology annotation, molecular function: serine-type endopeptidase inhibitor activity; protein binding. The transcript has 6 exons. NCBI's taxonomy places the organism in Eukaryota, Metazoa, Chordata, Aves, Charadriiformes, Charadriidae. The record is from RefSeq and is a predicted model, not a curated record. The coding region runs from base 1 to 504 and encodes 167 amino acids.